Molecule: messenger RNA, 1410 nt
Organism: Aspergillus aculeatus ATCC 16872
Lineage: Eukaryota; Fungi; Ascomycota; Eurotiomycetes; Eurotiales; Aspergillaceae
Exons: 7
Biological process (GO): transmembrane transport
Molecular function (GO): transmembrane transporter activity
Source: RefSeq, a predicted model, not a curated record
GGGCCGGACCCCAACUAUAGCAUGAUCUCAACGGUCUUUACGUUAAUCUCCGGAGUCGGAUUGCUGCUGGUCGGCCGUCUGGGCGAUAUCUUCGGUCGUCGGUACAUCCUUAUCGGCGGCCAGCUGCUGGGACUCGUUGGGGCGAUUGUCUGCGCGACCGCAAAGAAUGUCCCGACCGUGAUCGGCGGAAGUGUGCUGUGCGGUCUGGCUGCUGCAGUGCAGUUGACCUUCACCUUUGUGAUUGCUGAGCUGGUGCCUAACCGCGCUCGUCCUGCGGUCAACGCUAGCAUCUUCAUCACCACCCUCCCCUUUUCCGCCUUCGGAUCCAUCAUUGCCAGCGACUUCGUCGCUCACACCGCCGCCUCGUGGCGCUGGACGUAUUACCUGAACAUGAUCACCUGUGGCCUGUCGAUCAUCCUGCUGGUGCUCUUCUACUUCCCCCCUGGUUGGGAUCAGAAGCGCGGCGGGCAGAGCCGCCUCGACGGUCUGAAGAAGUUCGACUGGAUCGGGUUCGUGCUCUACGCCGCUGGUGUUGUUCUGGUGCUGUUGGGACUCUGUAUGUGCUGUCUGGUUCAUUCCUGGGGUGGUACCUCGUAUGCGUGGUCCUCUGCCCACGUCGUUGCCGUGCUGGUCGUCGGCUUCGUGUCGAUCAUCGUCUUUGUUCUCUACGAAAUCUACGCACCCCUGGAGCAGCCCCUGCUCCCCAUGUCGCUGCUGCGCAACCCCGGCUACGCGGCGACUGUGUGUUCUGCCCUGGUCGGCAACAUGGUCUACUUCUCCAUGAGUCUCCUGUGGCCCGAGGCCGUCCUCUACCUCUUCACCACCAACACCAUCAAAGCUGGCUGGCUUUCCUUCACCGCAAUCGGCGGCUUCGCAGUCGGCUACCUCGAACUAAUCACCCUGAUCAUGUGCCCCCUGUACUGCAAACCGGAGGACAUCGGUCUAGCCAGCGGCUUCCUCGGCUCCGCCAAGCAGAUCUUCGGCACUAUCGCCACGGCCAUCUACGUCGCCAUCCUCCAAAACCGGAUCACCGCCAACCUACCCACGACCGUCACGCACGCCGCCACCAAGGCCGGCCUCCCCUCGUCCUCCCUCACCGACCUCCUCGAGGCGGUCGCCGCCGGCACCAGCGCCGCCCUGGAGGCCGUGCCCGGCAUGACGACCAAGAUCCUCGCCGCGGUCGCGGACGCGGAGAAGACGGCGUACGCGAUGUCGUUCCGCACGGUCUUCUGCGUGAGCAUUGCGUUCGGUGGUUUGUCGAUCAUCGCGUCGCUGUUCUCCCGGGAGGUGGAUACAAGGUUGGAUGGGGGGGUUGCGGCUAAGUUGCAGGGGAAGGGCGAGGGUCAGUCGCCAUCGCCGUCGCAUCAGGCUUGGGAAGCGAAGGGGGUGGCGGAUGAGGAGGCGCGUUAA